AGCGACGAUGAAAUUGACUUUUUAAGAUAUAUUUUAUGUAUAACACACAGUAACCUGUCAGAAUGCUUCUCUUUGCUUCUCUUCUCAACAGUAAUGUUAUGGUUAUCGUGACUGCCAGAUAACGCAGCUAGGUAGCUCUCUAGCUAACAUUAAUCGUGUGGUUUAUUUCUCAGGGAACGAACGAUGGAGAGCCAUGAAAGUCAGACUCCAAGGCCCAUGUCCCUGGACAUUGUUGGAGACACAGGAAACAAUCAGAGCGGAGACCCUGCACUCUCAGAGGCGUCCUCUGCUCAGCCACCGGAGGUCGUCUUCCAGGAGGAGAGCAUCGACCUUGAUGGCGAGGCCUUCAUCACUCCGCAGGACGACAGCUCUUCUGAUAACAUGCUGGACAAGUUGAACGACCAGAUGAUGGAGAGCGUCAUGAUAUCGGACUCUCCCAACAACAGCGAGGAUGACACCGGCCACAUGGAGUCUCUGCUGGAGCAGUUUGAGGACGGAGAAGACUCGGAGCCCAAAGAGUCAGAGCGCGUGGAAGAGACGAAAGAAAAAGCCAUGGUUUCGCCUAAAAUAACGGUGGAGGCACCGCCGCCGGCAUUGGAGGACGAGGCGGCAGAUGAGGAACAGCAAGUGUCUGCGAUGGAAGGGGAAGUGGACUACACCAAGCCGUCGGAGGACACGCCCAGCCCGAUUAGCACAGAGUCGCAGGAGCCCCUCAGUGCUAACAAGGUAACACCGAAGGAGGAAGCUAUCCCAGUGUGCACUAUCUUCAGCCAAGGGAGCCAACAGAGGGCACCAGGCCAGGCUUUGGCACCCGAUGGCUUUCAGCCAGCACUGGUCAAGUCACCGAGCUUCAGUAGCAGCACGGAGGCCUCCAACCGACUGGCCCCACUGGUCUGUCAGCCGAGCCCCAGCCUUAGCAAGUUCUUCACCGACAACGGGCACGUCAACCCUGCCUCGGACUUCUUCGACUCCUUCACCACGUCCUCCUCCUUUAUAUCCGUCAGCAACCCCAACGCGGAGUCCAUGCUGCCGGCCGGUGUCGCCGAGAGCCAGCCCUCGCCUUCUGCCGUGUCACCGCCGGCUCCCCACACCACGCCUCGGAAACCCACCACCCCCAGCCUCCUCAUCGCUCCCCCUGCCCCCGAAUCGUCGGCCCAGCCGGGUUCCGCUGGGACGACCCUACAGCCGGCAUUCUCCCAGCUUCAGGCCGUUUUUUCUGGCAGUGACGAUCCGUUUGCCACGGCGCUGAACAUGAGCGAAGCCGACCGCAGGUAUGACGCAUGGCUGCCCUCCGACGAGACCCGGAAGGUUCUGAUCUCCGUGGCAACUCAGCAGCACAGUCCCGUAUUCGUGGAGCGGGACCGACUCUCCAUGCCGGGGCUCCGGUUUGAUAACCUGCAGGGAGAUGCAGUGAAGGAUCUAAUGCUGCGGUUUCUGGGGGAACAAGCGUCCAUGAAGAGGCAGGUCCUCACCGCCAGCUCGGUGGAGCAGUCCUUCGCUGGACUCAAGCAGCUGAUCAGCACCAAGAACUGGAGGGCUGCUGUGGAUCUGACAGGCCGCUUGCUGACGGCACAUGGCCAGGGCUACGGCAAGAGCGGCCAGCCCACCACCCACACCACCGACUCCUUGCAGCUGUGGUUCGUACGCCUGGCUCUGCUCACGAAGCUCGGACUGUUCCAGAACGCUGAGCUGGAAUUCGAGGCCUUUGGCAACCUGGACCAGCCAGACCUGUACUACGAGUACUACCCCACUGCCUACCCUGGGCGCCGAGGCUCCGUGGUGCCCUUUUCCAUGCGGGUCCUGCACGCCGACCUUCCCCAGUACCUGGGCAAGCCACAGGAGUCGCUGGACCGGCUGCACAGCAUGAAGACAGUAUGCUGGCAGAUUUUGGACAACUUGGAGCAGGGCUCAGCUGAGGACGGUAGCAUGAUCAGCAUGACUCAGGAGAACAGGCAAGCCUCUAUUCAGCUGUGGAGGUCACGUCUGUGCCGAGUGAUGUACUCCAUGGCAAACUGUCUGCUAAUGAUGAAGGACUACGUGCUGGCUGUAGAGAUGUACAACUCCAUCGUCCAGCAUGAGCCUGAACGGAAACCACAGCUACUCAGUGGCAUUGGGAGGAUAUUCCUGCAGAUUGGAGACAUCAAAACUGCAGAGAAGUACUUCCAGGAAGUGGAGACGGCAUGUCAGGCCAAGGGGGACAGCCAAAGCCUGGACACCUACAUCCUAACAAACAGGGCAUUCGUAUACCUCAGUCAGAACAGUUAUGCCGAGGCCCAUGCGUCUUUCUCUGAAGUUCUCAAAAUCGACCCCAAAAACCCAGUGGCGAAUAACAACGCGGCGGUGUGCCUGCUGUACCUGGGCAGGCUGAAGGAGUCCCUAGGUCAGCUGGAGGGACUGGUGCAGCGGGAUCCGACUCUCUACCUGCACGAGAGUGUGCUCUUCAACCUCACCACUAUGUACGAGUUGGAGUCGUCGCGCAGCACGCAGAAGAAGCAGGCGCUGCUGGAGGCGGUGGCCUGCCGAGAGGGUGACAGCUUCAACGCGCAGUGUCUCAAGCUGGUCUCCAGCUAGUCGCCGCAUCCCCAAAACAUUCACCGCUGCUGCAUUAAUACACAGCAACCCAAAAUGGAAGGUGUACAGUAAUCCUGGAAUACAGGCCCGCUGCCCAGGCCCGCUAAUUUCACGUAAGCAUUGUGGCAUCCAUCCAGUUGUGUUUUCGUGUGGAAUUUCCCCCAUCCCGGUGGGUGGGGGGCUUUUAAAUAAGCGAUGAAUGCCACUCGGCGUUGGCCUCCAUAAAAACGGAAUGUAAUAUACAUUAUUAAUCCACACCUGUAAAUAUUUUACUUUAAAAAGAUCACUAAAAUCUUGCUCGGGCAUCUUUUUCUCACUGUAAAGUUUCUGUGAUUUUUCGGCUAUACAUACUGUGUUGGUUGUGGACUAUGGAAAACAAAUGGAAUGCUAUCAAUCCAAAUAUACUUUUACUGGUGUUCAAACUAA
Messenger RNA from Brienomyrus brachyistius, 2997 nucleotides. It is a transcript of the gene trappc12, whose product is annotated as trafficking protein particle complex subunit 12. The record is from RefSeq and is a predicted model, not a curated record. NCBI's taxonomy places the organism in Eukaryota, Metazoa, Chordata, Actinopteri, Osteoglossiformes, Mormyridae. The transcript is spliced from 12 exons. Gene Ontology annotation, cellular component: TRAPP complex; Golgi apparatus. The coding region runs from base 184 to 2571 and encodes 795 amino acids. Gene Ontology annotation, molecular function: protein binding.